Molecule: messenger RNA, 894 nt
Organism: Medicago truncatula (barrel medic)
Lineage: Eukaryota; Viridiplantae; Streptophyta; Magnoliopsida; Fabales; Fabaceae
Exons: 5
Coding region: 1-894 (297 amino acids)
Molecular function (GO): nucleotide binding
Source: RefSeq, a predicted model, not a curated record
AUGCUUGCAAGCUUGAACUUGAAAUCCGAAGAAUCAAGCGGCCAGAUGCAGCUGGUCGAACGUGAAGACAUGGAAGAUGAAGCUAUCGACAAGCUGAUUUUUCAAGGAAUUAAUGCCGGAGAUGUAAAGAAGCUUCAGGACGCAGGGAUCUUUAUCUGCAAUGGCUUGAUGAUGCACACGAAGAAGAAUUUGACUGGAAUCACAGGUUUAUCUGAGGCGAAGGUUGAUAAAAUCUGUGAAGCUGCUGAGAAGCUUGUGUUUGUGAAGUUAUCAGAGGAUAGUUCUGUUUGUAACGAAGCUUUAUUGUUGAUAGGGCUUCGAAUGCAACUUCGGUUGCUGAAGUUGGAAUCUGAAGAACAUUUGGAGGGACGUAUGCUAGUUUCAAGUGAUGAAGAUGGUGUGGAAGUAUCUUCUGAAAUGUUAGAAGGCAAUGCAUUAUGGAGAACUGAAGAUGACUGGGAGUCAUCUUACAUUAUUGAUGUCUUGUCUGAAGCUCAAACUGAUAAUAAUUUAGUUUGGCAAUCUCUAGAAUGCCCUGUGAGUGUUUCUGUGUUUGAAGAUCUGGAAGAGUGGUGCAGUGAUUUGACUACUUGUUCAAGGUCUGAAAGGAGAUUGCUUUUCGACCGCAUCAAUUCAGGAAUUGUUAUGAUUCAUGAGCAAUCUACUGAUCCACAGCCAUGGGUGAGAAAUGCAGCCAAACAUUUUGGACCAACAAGGAUUAACGGGCUUCAGGAUGCUCUUUUCCAGAUGCUAGGGAACCAAGGAAAGGUAGAGGAUGAUGUCCUGCGUAAGGAGUCUCGGUGGUUGAAGUUGAGUGAUGACAUUGAUGUAAUAGGCAUAGAAGUUGAGAGAAUGAUACUAGAUGAUUUUGUGGCAGAAAUAGCCGGUAUCUAG